AUGGUAAUAGACAGUGCACUAGCAGGGGAUAUUCUAGAAGAACAUACCAUUCCACAGAGACAUUCUGUUGUGCAGGAUGGAGACAUAAUGGAUAUAGGAACUGCAAUAUUCCUGUUUGUUCCCCGAAUUGCCGAAACGGCGGAACGUGUAUCCGGCCAAAUGUUUGUUCCUGUCCUGCAGGGUUUGAUGGAGAGAUAUGUUCUGGAAGUAAGUAAAAAAGUACAUAGUGAUGGAUUUAAGCCUUUGAUAGGGAAAGGCAAUGCGACGUUUGCUAAGUACAGUUAUACAACAAAUAAAUUUGCAUACGAAUUUAUGACAGACGCAACAAACAUAUCAGAAGUUGACCUGCUUUGGACCAAUUCUGAUGAGUUUAAUUUAAUGAACUUCGACAUUGAUGCCUCUGUAGAUGUCAAAUAUGAUUUUGAUCAUAUUCCACCCAUUCCAGGAUACAUCAGGGACAUAAAAUUUGGAAUUGUUGAUGCACAUGUGCUGGUUGUUCAUCAUAAACUCGGUCUAAACGGUGAAACCGAAGUAAACAGGGAAACUUUCACUUGUCCUCAACCAUCUAACCUGAAGCCAAUAGCUAAUACAGUUCUAGAAUGUAGGAUGAAUAAUGGCACAAAUGUAUUCCAGGUGGAUUCAGGAGACAGAUACGUUCUGACCUACACAGUAACUACUGGCGGGUACCGAAUACUUAUUAAUCCAGACAAUAACCAACUACACGCUACUGAGAUAUAUAAUGGAAUUAGUUCUCAGCAGAAUAUGGAGUAUCGGUUUGACUACGAUAAACCAGUUCACUGUCAAGAAUCUAGCACUUGUUCUUUUGGUGACGUUCCACUUCAGCUAGAAGAGGAUAUAACUAGGAGACCAAUACGACCAAAAUGGUCAGGAUGGUCAGAUAGAAGUCUGUCUGGAGUAGAGCGUUACGCAUUUGAAGUAUGGAAGAUGGAAUAUAGUCUUGACUAUUCAGUUUUAAGAGAACCAGAUAUUCUGUCAGACUAUAAUCCAGUGCCAGAGUUUAUAACCGAGGUACUAGCAAGCAACAACACAUUCCCAGAAUAUGAACCUAAGGGACCAGGGGUCUAUUCAACAAUACUCGAAGUUGCUGACAAAGCAAAUAAUUCAAGAUAUGUCCGAAGAAUAGCAAUAUUCGAUAAAACAUCAGAAAUAUCCACCAAAUCAAGUCAUCGGUUGUUCGUUUCAUCGGCAUCUAAUCAGUCUAACUUCAGCUGGCAGACGACACCUAACAAUCAGCAGACGACAACCUUGGUAGUGCAAUGGGAAAAUCAUUUUAUAAACGAAGUUCAUGAAAAUGGUCAUUUCUUAGCAAGAAUCCAAGACUAUACUCCAAGACUCAGUGAUGAUGUCAGGCGAGUGGACUAUAAAAAAAUUGAAUCUCAAUUUGAUGAUAAAGAAGGUAGCAGAACUAAAGACGAAAUAUCAAAUAUCAAUUCUAUUGUUCGAUUUGAAAUUAUACACGGUAUACCUAGCACUAUUCCACCAACAAAUGGUUGGGAAAAUAUAGUUCCCCUUAAAGAAAAUGAAAGUCUUGUUCUGAGUGGCGUCAAUAUUCAGGACGGACAUUCAUACAAAGUUUGGGUUCGUGCAACUGAUGUAAUGGGGAAUACAAAUAUCGAUUCUACAAUUGUUCAUUUUGAUCACAGCCAACCGUCAGUGUACUCUCCUACGUUUGAUAAAAAUGUCGAAGAUGGACAUUUUCCUUUUUCAAGCAGAGUAACAGUCGCUGCCAAGGAUGAACACAGUGGAAUCAAUAAAGUAUCGUUCAAGUUCGUGGUUAAUAGCACAGGAGAAGUUAAGAACCAGAAAGACUUUAAGAUCGAAUCACAGACACCGGCAAUCUGUAAUCAGCUUCCAAGAGAUUGUUACUGCAUUCCUAAGGGUGAAUGUUUCAUGAUUGAUAGUGUCCUAGAUAUUGAUAACUGCUGGCUUAAAGUUCCAAUCAAUAGAACCGACGAUGAAGUUCAUAUUCUACAGAUUUAUAUAUACAACUUAGCCAUGCUGUCUAGUAUGACUACAUUCAAUCUAGGAGAGGUGAAAAGCUACAAAGGAGUACAAGAAUAUUAUAGUCCAUCAAACAUUACUAUAUUAAAGACGUCAGACACAAGUUUGGGUAUUAGCUGGAUUCAGGCACCGUCCUGUUAUGAGCGUGCGGGUAUACUCAUUCAGUUAUUCCGACCUAAUAAUUCCUCAAGGGAUUUCAAAGUACAUAAAGAUGCGACUACGUUUGAUUUAACAGGACUCUCACCUACUACCCACUAUUGGUUUAAAUUAUUCACUAAAUAUGGCAACGAUACACACUUUGUUAUGAGCGGAUCUCCUGCAAUUCUGAAAUUCCAAACAGCGGAGGCAUGUAAGUCAUAUAUGAGUAAUGUUUCAGUAAUGAAAACAGUCUGUGCCAUGGUUUUGUAUUGA
Mytilus trossulus (common blue mussel) is the source of this 2433-nucleotide messenger RNA. RefSeq lists its product as uncharacterized. The coding region runs from base 1 to 2433 and encodes 810 amino acids. Gene Ontology annotation, molecular function: protein binding. The transcript is spliced from 11 exons. The record is from RefSeq and is a predicted model, not a curated record. Lineage: Eukaryota; Metazoa; Mollusca; Bivalvia; Mytilida; Mytilidae.